AUGCUGAAGAAAGGUGUUGAGGUUGUAAACAGAGAAGGUCUUGAGGUUACUGAUGAUGUGUCAAUUGUUGAGCACCUUAAGCAUCCUGUUUAUAUCAAUGAAGGAUCUCAUACCAAGAUUAAGGUUGGUACUCUAAGUUACAUGUCACCAGAAGCCUUUAUGUGCAAUGAGAGUGAUGCGAGUGGAAGCAUCAUGAAGUGUGGUCGGCCAUCAGAUAUCUGGUCCCUUGGCUGCAUUCUUUAUCAAAUGGUAUAUGGGAGAACACCCUUUUCAGAAUACAAGACAUUUUGGGCCAAAUUCAAAGUUAUAACUGAUCCCAAUCACGAAAUUAUGUACGAACCAGUUUCAAAUCCUUGGCUUCUUGAUCUUAUGAAAAAGUGUCUAGCAUGGGAUCGCAAUGAAAGGUGGAGAAUUCCUCAGUUGCUCCAGCAUCCUUUUUUAGUUCCCCCAGUUCCAUGUCAUCAAUCUUUGUUCCAAGAUCAAACCUUUAAAUUGCUGCAACUUAUAGCUGAAACUUGCAAAAAUGACCCAGAAGCAUCGCAGCUCUGUUUUCAACUUCAACAGGUGCUUGAUAAUCCCAUAAAAUUAACUAGUACUCAUUCAUUAAACUCCCUAGACCAACAGCAUAAAUUACUGUCCCGAAUAUCAGAACUUUGUAUUCAACUACAGAAACGCUUUCCAAAUUCGGAUGAAGAAUAGAUGCUUGUUUCGUGUAAGUUUUUUUUGGGAAUUUAUGAUUUUUUGUCCAAAGCUGUCUGAAGAGGUGAAGUAAUGUAGUGAUUUCUUAUUGGUUCAUUCCAAUUUCCAGUGGUUAUUCUUCAAUGUACUUGUAACUAAAAAGGAACGUAUAGAGUUGUUGUCUUGACAUUUUUCAUGUUUAUAGUACCUAAAAACCGUGUUCCUCAUUUUUCAGGUGUUUUGAUUUGUGUACAAUUGAAUGAUUGAU
Messenger RNA from Vigna umbellata (rice bean), 946 nucleotides. The record is from RefSeq and is a predicted model, not a curated record. Lineage: Eukaryota; Viridiplantae; Streptophyta; Magnoliopsida; Fabales; Fabaceae.